CGUAAAUGGAAGAAAACGCUCAAGCUCGGGAAAGACUACCUCCUACGGUAACAGGGCUAUCGCCCACUGAAGGAGUCCCUGGAACUCAAAUAACAAUAAGAGGAGAAAACUUGGGAAAUGAUCAGAGUGAUGUGAUUAUGCUUUUUAUAUGUGGAAUCGACAGUUUGUGGAGUAUGAAAUGGAAAUCCCCAUCAAAAAUUAUUGCCCGAGUUGGUGCAGCAUCACGUGGUCCCGGUGAAGUACGAAUAGCGACAAAAUCCGGUGGAAAAGGCUCUUCGAAUGUCAAAUUUCGUGUCUUCAUUACUCAAAUCGGACCACUUGAAGAAUCCGCAGUCUGGGUAGAUGAAACGAGAACAGUUCCAGGAAGAGAAGCAAUUCGAAGUGUUCCACAAAUUCAAGAUGAAAGAGAUGCACUUGGAUUACUUCCAAGUCAGAAACGAAUGGAUCAAGUUCUUCUCUCAAGAGAUUUUCCUGAUUGUUCUGGCAAUUUAAGAAUGGAAAAUUUCUCUCCACAAUGGUAUCUUCUAGAGAAUCAUGCAGACGCCACAAUCGAAGAUCUACGAAUUGCUAUUAAAAAUAUGGAAUUAUCAAAGCAAAAUGAAGCGAAAAGAAGUGAAGAAAUGCACAAAGCAAACUUGUAUUCAUUGAUUAAUUGUGUGGAUACUUUGGCAAAUCUUCAUCAAGCGUUAGAAAAAGGAGAAAAUGCUGAUCAUUUUGCCGCUUUAAAAAACAUUUCUAAACUGAUCAAAGACUCCAAAUCGAAAGCAGAAAAUGUGUUUGCCGAUGUCUUAAAACGAAAAGAUGAUGCAGACGCAACUAGAAAUGCUCUCGGAGUCAUUGUCAGAUUCAAGUUCAUCUUUUUCCUUUCUUCGAAAAUUGAGGACAGUAUGAAAAAGGGUGAAUAUAUUACAAUUCUCAAUGAUUAUACAAGAGCAAAAUCGUUGUAUGCAGACACAGAUGUUCCGUUGUUUAGAGAAUUGAUGACUGAGAUCGAUGAGAAAAUGCAAGUAUUCAAGGAAGAAAUGAAACGAAAGCUUAUCGAUACUCCAGUCUCAUAUGAAGAACAAAGUAAACUUAUCAAAUAUCUAAAAAUUCUGGAUCCAGAAUCAGACCCUACUUGGGAUUGUAUAACCUCUUAUUACGUCUGGCUUGAGAAAAGUCUCUGGGAUAUGCAGACGCAAUUUUUGGAAAAAGCUAAAUUAGAGGAUCUUGAAAAUCAGCAGAGAAUCAAUUCGCAGAAUCACCUGAUUACGAAAACCAAUGAGCUACAGAACUUUGUGACAACGCUGGUUGAAUUAUUAUUGAGCAAACUUCCCUCAUUUUGGAAACUUGCCAACACAUAUCAUAACUCAACGGCUUCUCCUGAUGCCAUUCAACGAUUGGAGGAUAUUAAUCAAAUGCUGACCAACAUCAUAAACGUCUCAUCGUGGCUGAUUCUGAACGCCCUGGUUCCCAAAGCUCUUCCUGAUAUGGUCUUGAAGCAGUACGGAGAUCAAUUUGCAAAGUGGCCCACAGUUCCUGCUGAUAUUAGUCGUUCAAAUCUUCAACUCAGUCUAAAAACUACAAGAUCUUUGAUUUCUUCACUGCUUGAAAAUCAAUUCAGUCUUACUCAUGUUCAACCGUUAGUUGAACUGUGUAUGACUGCCAGAUUGAAGUUGCUCUCCGAUUUCGUAGAUUGUGGAGUGGAAAGAGUUGCUCUUCUUGCUCACCGAAUCAACUGGAAGCAAGAUAUUCUUGACAGAGCACAACAAACAAAGACAAUUCUUCCUGAUUAUUAUGAAAAUGAGAUUUGCGAAUGCCUUACGCGUACUCGUGAUGCUCUUUCCAUUUCUGGAUAUCCUGGAGAAGCUUGCCUUUUCUCUCGAGAACGUUUCCGUGACACAAUUAUUGAUCUAUUCGUACAUCUCAUCACUUCUAUAAAAAUAUGUUUCGAUCGGUUAUUCAUUCGACAAAGACCUCAACAAUUGGCUCAAGAACCUGGACAAAAGAAAGGAAAUAAUGAAAUAACGACGAAAAAACUUUUAAUUGCCGUUGGAGAUAUCGAAUUUAUCAUUGCAAAAACGCUGAAUAAUGUUGGCAAAAAGAUGCAAGAAUGUGGAGUUAAACAUGUUGAUCAAAUUCAAGAAAAAUCUCGAGCAAAACUUUCCGCAUUCCGAACUAAAAUGAUCAAUGAUUGCAUUGCGAUGAUGAGCAGUGCAUUUGAACCUCUUAUUGCUUCAGCAACUUAUGAGUACUUACCAGAUGAUGAUGAUAUCUCCGAUUACGCCAAGGAAAUGAUCCUCUGCUCUGUGCUCCAACAAGCAGAACUAGAACUUUAUGCUCCACAGCUAGCAAUUGAAUGUCUCCAACAAACAGUAUCAAAUGCUCUUGAUGCUCUUCUUCUUCAUUUUUCCCGACUGAAUCAAGAUACAUCACCAUUGAUUGUAACACAAAUUGUCAUUGAUUUGACUGGUCUUGAAGAGGCUCUCUCAACGUAUGCCACGCUGGCAAUUCGGGUGCAAAUAAAUACUUAUAGAGCAGGACUCGUCGGACGAUUUGAUAAUCAACGUCUUCAGCAAUGCCUUAAAAACAUGCGAACCACUAUGCGAAUGGCUCUUCAAAGUCUAGAGCAACACGCCGAGAACCUUGGCGACGACUCUCACAACACCUCCAACAUCUAGAUCAAUUUAUUAAAAACGCUUUCAAUUUUUUCUGUGAUAUUACAAUAUUCAUCAUAAUUUUAGUGCCAAUUGUUAAAAAAGAACUAAAGCCCUGUAAAAAUCUAUAUCUAAAUUAUUUAAAUUGUAUUAUUUAUUUGUAAUAAUAAAGUUUCGCUU
Molecule: messenger RNA, 2816 nt
Organism: Caenorhabditis elegans
Lineage: Eukaryota; Metazoa; Nematoda; Chromadorea; Rhabditida; Rhabditidae
Gene: sec-5
Product: Exocyst complex component 2
Exons: 12
Coding region: 6-2660 (884 amino acids)
Biological process (GO): exocytosis
Cellular component (GO): exocyst
Source: RefSeq, marked reviewed